Molecule: messenger RNA, 2758 nt
Organism: Gadus morhua (Atlantic cod)
Lineage: Eukaryota; Metazoa; Chordata; Actinopteri; Gadiformes; Gadidae
Gene: cdk17
Product: cyclin dependent kinase 17
Exons: 17
Coding region: 357-1943 (528 amino acids)
Biological process (GO): protein phosphorylation
Cellular component (GO): cytoplasm; nucleus
Molecular function (GO): ATP binding; cyclin-dependent protein serine/threonine kinase activity
Source: RefSeq, a predicted model, not a curated record
CAUGUCACUACCCAGGCGGAGGCGUCAGAAUGCGGGCACCACAGCUCGCACCCCUCCCGACUCAUCUGUAGCCUACUGUACCGUAUCAACUCCUUCUCCUGCUCAGGGCACGGAGCGUAAGUUACAGGGACCAAGGAGCCGAGCUUUGCGGUAAUAUGCAAUAUACGCACCUUUAUUGCGGCGGAUUUAAACGUUUCAUUUCAAGGAGUGACCGAGCCGUAUAACAGGAACCAAAAGAGGACGUUUUAGAAAUCAACAAGCCGUCCUGUUCCAACCAGAUCAGCAUCCGGCCUCCCGAGGAAGCGAGUUCUGGAGGUCGGCACCAAACGUCGUUCAUCAUCUCUGGAGGUCCGAUCAUGGAGAAGAUGAAACGCUUCAGGAGGCGUCUGUCCCUGACCCUGCGGCCCAGCCAGUCGGUGGACGAGUCGCUGUCCGAGCUGGCCGAGCAGCUGACCAUCGAAGACAGCGUCUCCAAGGACAGCGAGCCCAUCGUGCGUAACGGCCGGCCCCCCACCUCCCACAGCAUGCAGUCCUUCCUGCACCAGUACACCUCCAGCUCCUUCAAGAAGCCCCCCCUGCGGCGGCCCCACAGCGUCAUCGGGGGCAGCCUGGGCUCCUUCAUGGCCAUGCCGCGCAACGGCAGCCGCCUGGACAUCGUCCAUGAGAACCUGAAGAUGGGUUCUGACGGGGAGAGCGACCAGGCGUCGGGCACCUCCUCCGACGAGGUGCAGUCCCCCACGGGGGUGUGUCUGCGCAACCGCAUCCACCGCCGCAUCUCCAUGGAGGACCUGAACAAGCGGCUCUCCCUGCCGGCUGAUAUCCGUAUCCCAGACGGCUACCUGGAGAAGCUGCAGCUCAGCAGCCCCGGCUUCGACCAACCCCUCAGCCGCCGCUCCCGCAGAGCCUCCCUGUCUGAGAUCGGCUUCGGCAAGUUGGAGACGUACAUCAAACUGGACAAACUGGGCGAGGGUACCUACGCCACGGUGUUUAAGGGGCGCAGUAAGCUGACUGACAACCUGGUCGCGCUGAAGGAGAUCCGGCUGGAGCACGAGGAGGGGGCGCCCUGCACGGCCAUCAGAGAGGUGUCGUUAUUGAAGGAUCUGAAACAUGCUAAUAUCGUCACGUUACAUGACAUCAUCCACACGGACAAAAGCCUCACCCUCGUCUUUGAGUACCUGGAUAAGGAUCUGAAGCAGUACAUGGACGACUGUGGCAACAUCAUGAGCAUGCACAAUGUGAAGAUCUUCCUGUACCAGAUCCUACGAGGUCUGGCCUACUGCCACAAGCGGAAGGUCCUCCACCGAGACCUGAAGCCCCAGAACCUCCUCAUCAACGAGAAGGGCGAGCUCAAGCUGGCCGACUUCGGCCUGGCCCGGGCCAAGUCAGUGCCCACGAAGACGUACUCCAACGAGGUGGUGACGCUGUGGUACCGCCCCCCCGACGUCCUGCUGGGCUCCUCCGAGUACUCCACGCAGAUAGACAUGUGGGGCGUGGGGUGCAUAUUGUACGAGAUGGCGGCGGGUCGGCCCCUGUUCCCCGGCUCCACCGUGGACGAUGAGCUGCACCUGAUCUUCAGGUUACUGGGCACACCGACCGAGGAGAACUGGCCAGGGAUCACGAGCAUAGAAGAGUUCAAGUCCUACAAGUUCCCCAAAUACAAACCACAGCCCUUCAUCAACCACGCACCCAGACUGGAUACAGAAGGCAUCGAGUUGCUGUUGUCGUUUUUAAAAUUUGAGUCCAAGAAGAGGAUCUCGGCGGAGGAGGCCAUGAAGCACGGCUACUUCAGGAGCCUCGGCCUCCGAGUCCCCACACUGCAUGAGAGUAUAUCGAUAUUCACGCUCAAAGAGAUUCAGCUGCAACGAGACCCUGGAUAUAGGAACUCUUCCUACCCAGACUCUAGCAACGGAAAGAUCAACAGGAGACAGAGCAUGCUCUUCUAGAUCAUCGACCUGACCAGAGGAAGAGGAUAGUGGCACCCCACUUCCACAUGCACGCGCACACACACACACACACAAAUCUUUCACCCUUCCCUGGAACACAGGAAGAGAGAAUGACUGGAGUGGAACCAGGGAAAGUGUUCAAAUUGCAAUGCUUGUACGUAGAUCUGUGUAAAUUUGUGUGUGUGUGUGUGUGUGUGUGUGUGUGUGUGUGUGUGUGUGUGUGUGUGUGUGUGUGUGUGUGUGUGUGUGUGUGUGUGUGUGUGUGUGUGUGUGUGUGUGUGUGUGUGUGUGUGUGUGUGUGUGUGUGCAUGCAUGCGAAGGGGUGUUUUUGCUGCUAAACUACUACUGUAUGUAUUUUACAUGCCGUGUGUGUGUGCCUGUGUGUGUGUGUGUGCGCCUGUGUUUGUGCCUGCCUGCCUGUGUGUGUGUGUGUGUGUGUGUGCCUGUGUGUGUAUGUGUGUGUGUGUGUUGACAUGAUGUGAACCAGAGUCGUGGCGGUCUACAGCCGGCAGGUCGAUGCAGAUAUUUUAUUGUUGUUCACUUUGAUUCUCUAAGGUUAUUUAGUUUUGUUCUAAUGGUUAAAUUAUGGACUCAAGUCGUGGAAACGUCAACGCAACGUUUUUCCUAAUGCUCUCGUCGUGCUCGCCCUCGUGUUUGGGGAUCGAACGCCUUUUGGUUCGGUCCCUACUUUAGAUAUUUAAAAAACGUAUAUUAUGGAUUUCUUUGGCGAGUCGGGGCGCAAAAACGACUUGGAUUCCCAUGACGCGUGACUCGUGUGGAAAACAUUCCGAACCGGGACAAGGACCCGAAUCCCC